Messenger RNA from Rubroshorea leprosula, 2503 nucleotides. The record is from the annotation of a GenBank genome assembly. Lineage: Eukaryota; Viridiplantae; Streptophyta; Magnoliopsida; Malvales; Dipterocarpaceae.
ACUUGCUUCAGUUUAGUGGGGAGGAGGAUAGGCAAGCAUAUUCUACCAUUUUGUUUUCAGAACCUUUUUGUUAAUUGAAGUGGCUGUGAUUCAAUUGCUGGUGAAAUGGCUUCGGUCAGAUCAAAAUCUGCAAGAUGCCUAGAUGAUCUUGAGAGGGCAGAACUUACAUCACCAGAGAAAGGUCAUUUCUCAAGAUUUAUGAAUAUGAUCAAUGUGAAACAAGAGCUUGAACUGGGAUCCAAAAAGGGUGAGAAGACAUUUCGCAAAAAAGUACUCUCCAGAGUUUUCUCAGAAGAUUAUGAAGCAGGGGAGAAGGCAGUGUUGGAUCCUCGAGGACCUCUCGUAAACAGAUGGAACAAAAUAUUCUUAGUGGCAUGCUUAAUCUCCCUUUUUGUGGACCCUUUGUUCUUUUAUUUGCCAAGGAUUGAGGAAGAUUUCUGCAUUUCUGUGUCUAAACCUCUUGAGUUUGAUCUCACAACUAUCCGUUCAUUAAUUGAUGUAUUCUACAUCAUUCAGAUUUUUGUUCGCUUUCAGACAGCUUAUAUUGCCCCAUCCUCUCGUGUGUUUGGGAGAGGAGAGUUGGUUAUAGACCCUACAAAGAUUGCUUCAAGGUACCUUCACAGAGAUUUUUGGCUCGAUAUUGUGGCUGCUCAACCCCUUCCCCAGGUAUUGGUUUGGGCUGUGAUCCCGAGAUUAAAGGGUUCAAUGGCUAUCACCAGGCAUAUUCUUCGGUUAAUUAUCAUAUUUCAGUAUCUCCUGAGGCUAUACCUUAUCUUUCCACUUUCUUCUCAAAUUACCGAGGCUACUGGGGUUGUGACAGAAACAGCAUGGGCUGGGGCAGCUUAUAAUUUGAUGCUUUACAUGUUGGCCAGCCAUGUAUGUUUUAGGAGCCUGUUGGUACCUCUUAGCGCAUCUGAGCAGCAAGAGCAGUGUUGGAGAGAAGUUUGCAAUCAAGCCGGGCUUUGUCGUGACAAGUAUUUUGACUGCAGAUUUCGGAAUGAUUCAGCUAGAGCAGCUUGGUUCCAAUCAAGCAAUAUCUCCAGCCUAUGCAGCCCAAGCAGUAAUUUCUAUCAGUUUGGGAUUUACGCAGAUGCAUUACAUGAUGAAGUCACUUCAGCAAAAUUUUUCAACAAGUACUUCUACUGUCUUUGGUGGGGCCUGAGAAAUCUGAGCUCUCUGGGGCAGAACCUCUUGACAAGCACUUGUAUUGGAGAAAUAAGUUUUGCCAUCAUCAUUGCAAUACUUGGUCUGGUGCUUUUUGCACUACUUAUUGGAAAUAUGCAAAAAUAUCUCCAGUCUACUACUGUUCGACUUGAAGAGUGGAGGAUUAGGAGGACUGAUACAGAAAAAUGGAUGCAACACAGGCAGCUACCACAUGAACUGAAGCAGAGGGUGCGGAGAUAUGAACAAUACAAAUGGCUUGCCACUAGGGGAGUUGAUGAGGAAGCAAUACUCCAAAGCCUCCCUUUGGAUCUCCGGCGAGACAUCAAACUCCAUCUCUGCCUUGAAUUAGUUCGACAAGUGCCACUCUUUGAUCUGAUGGAUGAUCGUCAAAUGCUAGAUGCAAUAUGUGAAAGGUUGAAACCUUGUCUUUGUACUACAGGAACUUGUCUAGUUCGUGAGGGUGAUCCUGUAAACGAGAUGUUUUUCAUUGUUCGAGGCCACCUAGAUUCUUACACUACUAAUGGAGGUCAAACUGGCUUCUUCAAUUCAUGCCGGAUUGGUCCAGGUGACUUCUGUGGUGAGGAACUGCUAACCUGGGCCUUAGACCCCCGUCCAAGCAUUGUCCUUCCAUCAUCCACACGAACUGUUAAGGCCCUCACAGAACUGGAAGCUUUUGCUUUUGUCUCAAAGGAUGUGAGGUUUGUUGCAUCCCAAUUUGGAAGGUUGAAUAGCAAGCAGCUCCGACACACUUUCAGGUUUCACUCUCAUCAAUGGAGGACAUGGUCUGCAUGCUUUAUCCAGGCAGCUUGGUUUCGCUAUAAAAGACGCCAAGAUGCAAUGGAGCUGAGGAAUAGGGAGAGCAUGAUGACCGCAGCUCCGGAACCCGGAACAGGACAAACAGGUGAAAUGUUGCCCCCAGCAGGCUCAAGCUUGCCUUCAUAUGCAGCAAAACUGGCAACAAGCAUCAGAAGGGGUGGGAGCAUGAGAUGUGGAACUGAACUUGAUAUUUUAACCUCAUUACAAAAGCCAAAGGAACCUGAUUUUUCAAUUGAAGGAGAAUAAAAGAUUUGAAUAAUGUGGUAAGUUCAUUACGUCAGUACACAACGUAUCUGUUUGUAAACUAGAUUGAAUUCAAUAUCAGCAAAAAGAGUAGCCACCAGAUUCAUGGAAAGGUCUUUCGUUCUACACUCAACUGUUAACUCUAAGGUUUUGUUUGUUGGUUAAGUAGUUCAGACAUCAGAUUAUACAUUUUUUAGGUCACUUCUGCUGUUCUGCAUAUCAUUGAGCAUCUAGAUUCAUACCAUGUACAAGUACAAUGUAAUAUAAUUUUGAGGCAAUU